Molecule: messenger RNA, 498 nt
Organism: Anthostomella pinea
Lineage: Eukaryota; Fungi; Ascomycota; Sordariomycetes; Xylariales; Xylariaceae
Source: the annotation of a GenBank genome assembly
AUGAAAUCCACUCUCGUUGCAACCGCGGCAUUCGCCUCGCUGGGCGCCUCCGCCAGCAUCCCCCGCAGCGAGACGACCCCGUCCGCCUACUGGGGAGUCACCGGCUUCAGCGCCAGCAAAGGGCAUCUCAGUAGCUACGUCGCCUACUCGUUCAACGUCACGAGAGACUCGACCACCACGCCCGUGACGGCGUCGUGCAGCGGCUCCUACGACGCCGGCUCCUCGAGCGCGACCUGGCUGGCGUCGGUCACCAAGGGCGUCUGCAACGACGGGGCCGUCAGCUGGGGUUUCAUGAACGCGGCCAACAACGGCAGCGCCGCCAACCCGGCCACUCUGGGCGUCUUCUGGUUGUUGGAGGGUAGCCUCCACGCACAUCAUGCCUUCCACGAAAUCCCCGGCGACCAGAUCCGCAUUGUGCUCAACAACGCACAGAACCCGUACGACAAUGAUGUCUACUACGUUGGCCCGAAGGACUUUGACAUCAUCCCGCUCGGCUAG